Molecule: messenger RNA, 962 nt
Organism: Orcinus orca (killer whale)
Lineage: Eukaryota; Metazoa; Chordata; Mammalia; Artiodactyla; Delphinidae
Gene: ASB17
Product: ankyrin repeat and SOCS box containing 17
Exons: 3
Coding region: 1-888 (295 amino acids)
Biological process (GO): intracellular signal transduction
Source: RefSeq, a predicted model, not a curated record
AUGAGUAAAUCUUCUAAAUUAUGUCGAAAGACUUCUUGUCCACAAAGCAAUAUAUUCUGCGAUCUCAUUGACAAAAUUGUUAAAAGACCAUCCUUGCAGUUUUUGGGUCAGCGGGGAUAUCACUGUUAUGAACCCAGGAUUUACAGAACACUGGCAAAAAUUCUGAGGUACGGAGACUUGCAUCAGUUUGACAUACUACUCACAGAUUAUAUUGCAUUUGUGGAAAAAUCAAGAUACUGUUUUGAACUAAAUUUUAAUCUUGAAUUUACUGAAAUAUGUGUGAAUACAAUUCUGUACUGGGUUUUCGCCAGAAAAGGUAAUCCUGACUUUGUGGAAUUGCUCCUCAAGAGGGCAAAAGACUAUGUUCAAGACAGAAGUUGUAACCUGGCACUGAUAUGGAGAACUUUCACACCAGUAUACUGUCCAAGCCCAUUAAGUGGAAUCACACCUCUACUUUACGUAGCUCAGAUGAGACAAUCCAAUAUCUUAAAAAUACUCCUGCAAUAUGGAAUCAUAGAAAGAGAAAAAAACCCUAUCAACAUUGUGUUAACAAUAUUGCUCUACCCCUCAAGAGUGAGAAUAAUGGUUGAUCAUGAACUGGUAGACAUCCAGGAAGAUGCCAAAACAUGUUUAGUGCUUUGUUCCAGAGUGCUUUCUGUCAUUUCAACCAGGGAAAUAGAGAUGCAGCUAAGUUUAGGAAGACGUCCAAUUAUUUCAAAUUGGCUGGACUACAUUCCUUCAACAAGAUACAAAGAUCCAUGUGAACUAUUACAUCUUUGCAGAAUAACCAUCAGGGCUCAACUACUGACCAACAAUAUGCUCCCAAAUGGAAUAUUUUCACUUCUAAUUCCUGUUCGUCUACAGAACUACCUGAAUUUAGAAUGCUAAUGCACGUCUUUUUCUUCAUUCUUUAAGGAUGCUCACUGUUGUAUGGUUUAGAAGUUAAUAAACUAUUAACUUCA